Molecule: messenger RNA, 5607 nt
Organism: Coregonus sp. 'balchen'
Lineage: Eukaryota; Metazoa; Chordata; Actinopteri; Salmoniformes; Salmonidae
Source: the annotation of a GenBank genome assembly
AUGGAGGAAGAUUCAGCAUUGGUGAGUUAUUUUGAUGACCCAAUUGGAAAUGUACCAGUAAGUACCCUACAUGCCAGUGUCAAGGGGAUUAUGAUAGAAGUCAAUGGAGUGUUUUGGAGGGGGGCGAAACAAACAGUGUAUUAUUCAUUCAAAUUAACCCAACAUUUGAAAUAACUUCAACCAGCAGGUGUUUAAUACUCAUAAGCCUAUAGUAAAAAAAAUAUAUAUGUAAUUCCACACUCUUCAUUGGUUUUUCUUGUGUCUGGUGUGAUUUUUUAGGAUGCCUCUGGCUACCUGUUUGAAGGGGACCUGGGCUUGCAGGCCCCCACUCAGCUUCAGGACACAUCCUUCCUCUCCUCCUUGAGCCAACCGGAAAAGAACGUCAGGGAGGAUCUGGAUCUCCGCUUCCUGCCUGAUGAUCUGCCGGAAGAGACCAGUGGAAACGCUGCUUCUAAUGCUAACGUGACACAAAACAGUGGCGUCUUCAAUGGCUAUAGACAAGAGGAGUCUGCUGAGACUGACCCUAAAAUGGUGGCCAUGCUGGGAGCCUCUACCUUCUGUCCCAUGACCCCAGUGGCUGAGAGUUCUGGAAUCAUCCCCAUGUUACAGUGCGUAAUGUUACAAUUACCUGGGUUGUAUUCAUAAUGCACAUCUUAGCAAAACGUUUUGCAACAUAAACUGUUUACGCCAAACUUAGCCCAAUAUUGGACUAAAGGAGCCUAACAUUACUCCUUAGCCCAAGGAUCUUACAUGUUCUGUUUAAAGGGCAAAUUGGCAAUGGAAGCAAAAACAGCUAAAUACUCAAUCUAAAGGUGAAUCGAUUCUCAAUUGCAGUAAGGUUCUUGAAUCAUAAAUCCCUCUACUUUCAUAUUAAAUCAAAAAUAAUUUCACAAAUGCAAAAUACACACUUACUGUUAACAGUUGCAGCCAACUGUAUUUUUCAGUGACAACAACACGUUUGUGGCAUCUGUCUUCCUUUUACACACAGGUGUUUGGAGACGCAGAUAACUAUUAUAACUAAUUAGUGCAUAUAGUCCACUCUGUUUUCCAUAAACAAGCACUGUAACAUGGAAAUAUGGCAGUGUGGGAACCCUAACCCUAUAAAGGGGUGUACCAAUAAAAAAAUUUUUGCCGAUAUGAAAGAAAGAUCCUUAUGCUUCCAAAAGCGUCCCGCAAGCGAUGCGUUUUAAUGAUCAAACCGAGCAUCGGGACUCUUAACAAAACUCCCCCCUACAGAAGAAUCCUUCGUCCAAUGACUCUUAUGUGUAAUGUAAUGGAACUGAGAGUCAUGGUCAAGGGCUACUCCAAACUAUCUAAAUGGUUUCUGUUGUGAAUGGUUUUGCUAAUACUAGGGUUUGCACUAAUGAAUACGACCCUGGGAAAUGAAGUAGUGCACUAUACAGGGAGGGAAUAGGGUUUGCUCUGGCCAAAAGCGGUGCACUAAAUAGGGAAUAGUGUACCAUGUCGGAAUGGCCCCUACUCGUCUUGCUUGUAUUGAUGAGCUAAUAUUGAUCAGUGCUUGCAUGUGAGCCCGUUUAUUGUUUAUGCCCAGGAAUAUUGUAUCCACAGUGAAUCUGGCCUGCCCACUGGACCUGAAAUCCAUCGCUCUACAAGCCAGAAAUGCUGAGUACAACCCCAAGGUAUUCAAGUACAUCCAGUCCAUACUUAGUUUUAUAUACAGUAUGGUGUAACUUGUUCCAAAUGAUGUUUUCUUGAAUGAUUGUAAUUGGUUACGAUCAGAUAUUUAGUUUUCCAUUAUUAUGCCAUGAUGUGGGCAUUGUACUCAUGUUUCAGCGUUUUGCUGCCAUCAUUAUGAGAAUACUGGAGCCUAGGACCACAGCUCUCAUCUUCAGCUCUGGAAAGAUGGUCUGCACAGGAGCCAAGAGGUGAGACGUAAGGACAGUAUGUCACAGACAAACACCAUGAACCAUGGUUGUGUUCAGUAGAAAGAAAAAUGUUUAGAAACUGAGUGAAAUUGAGAUUACCUGAACUUUUCCAAUAAAAGCACAUUUUUGUUUUUAUGUUGCAAGAUGUUUUGUUAGUGUGCCCUACUGAACACUGGUAUCACACUCAUUUCCAGGGCCUUUUUUAUUUAUUUAUUUUUUUACAUCUAAACAUUAGGUAUGCACCUCUCAUUGCUUGAGCCAUGCCACUAUGCUGUUUUUUCUCUCUAUUCUGACAGUGAGGAGCAGUCUCGCCUAGCUGCCCGCAAGUAUGCUCGAGUGGUGCAGAAGCUGGGCUUUCCAGCAAAAUUCCUAGACUUCAAGAUACAGAACAUGGUGGGGAGCUGUGAUGUCUGCUUCCCCAUCCGGCUGGAGGGUCUGGUGCUGACUCAUCAGCAGUUCAGCAGGUACAUUUAGUGGCUGCGUUAGGAUUUUCUAACCUUCUCCAGAAGUGUUCACUCCCUCUCAUGUGUUUAAAUGCAUUGCAUUGGUGCAAGCAUGGCAGGAGAGUUUCCACCACCAUAUUCCACACCCCAGUAGUCCAUUCCUUUUAAAUCCAUGUGGGGGAGUGUAGAAAACCGGAAUAUAGACAACAAUUAGCUGACAUCCUUUAGUCAGAGAUAUUCUGUCCAUUUUGUUGAUUGAAUACUAUAGUGUAUUUUAUUCACUCUUUUUUCACAGAAUAUUCAAAUACAGUGGGGAGAACAAGUAUUUGAUACACUGCCGAUUUUGCAGGUUUUCCUACUUACAAAGCAUGUAGAGGUCUGUAACUUUUAUCAUAGGUACACCUCAACUGUGAGAGACGAAAUCUAAAACAAAAAUCCAGAAAAUCACAUUGUAUGAUUUAAGUAAUUAAUUUGCAUUUUAUUGCAUGACAUAAGUAUUUGAUACCUCAGAAAAGCAGAACUUAAUAUUUGGUACAGAAACCUUUGUUUGCAAUUACAGAGAUCAUACGUUUCCUGUAGGUCUUGACCAGGUUUGCACACACUGCAGCAGGGAUUUUGGCCCACUCCUCCAUACAGACCUUCUCCAGAUCCUUCAGGUUUCGGGGCUGUCGCUGGGCAAUACGGACUUUCAGCUCCCUCCAAAGAUUUUCUAUUGGGUUCAGGUCUGGAGACUGGCUAGGGCACUCCAGGACCUUGAGAUGCUUCUUACGGAGCCACUCCUUAGUUGCCCUGGCUGUGUGUUUUGGGUCGUUGUCAUGCUGGAAGACCCAGCCACGACCCAUCUUCAAUGCUCUUACUGAGGGAAGGAGGUUGUUGGCCAAGAUCUUGCGAUACAUGGCCCCAUCCAUCCUCCCCUCAAUACGAUGCAGUCGUCCUGUCCCUUUUGCAGAAAAGCAUCCCCAAAGAAUGUUUCCACCUCCAUGCUUCACGGUUUUGAUGGUGUUCUUGGGGUUGUACUCAUCCUUCUUAUUCCUCCAAACAAGGCGAGUGGAGUUUAGACCAAAAAGCUCUAUUUUUGUCUCAUCAGACCACAUGACCUUCUCCCAUUCCUCCUCUGAAUCAUCCAGAUGGUCAUUGGCAAACUUCAGACGGGCCUGGACAUGCGUGGCUUGAGCAGGGGGACCUUGCGUGCGCUGCAGGAUUUUGAUCCAUGACGGCGUAGUGUGUUACAAAUGGUUUUCUUUGAGACUGUGGUCCCAGCUCUCUUCAGGUCAUUGACCAGGUCCUGCCGUGUCGUUCUGGGCUGAUCCCUCACCUUCCUCAUGAUCAUUGAUGCCCCACGAGGAGAGAUCUUGCAUGGAGCCCCAGACCGAGGGUGAUUGACCGUCAUCUUGAACUUCUUCCAUUUUCUAAUAAUUGCGCCAACAGUUGUUGCCUUCUCACCAAGCUGCUUGCCUAUUGUCCUGUAGCCCAUCCCAGCCUUGUGCAGGUCUACAAUUUUAUCCCUGAUGUCCUUACACAGCUCUCUGGUCUUGGCCAUUGUGGAGAGGUUGGAGUCUGUUUGAUUGAGUGUGUGGACAGGUGUCUUUUAUACAGGUAACGAGUUCAAACAGGUGCAGGUAAUACAGGUAAUGAGUGGAGAACAGGAGGGCUUCUUAAAGAAAAACUAACAGGUCUGUGAGAGCUGGAAUUCUUACUGGUAGGUAGGUGAUCAAAUACUUAUGUCAUGCAAUAAAAUGCAAAUUAAUUACUUAAAAAUCAUACGAUGUCAUUUUUGUUUUAGAUUCUGUCUCUCACAGUUGAAGUGUACCUAUGAUAACAAUUACAGACCUCUACAUGCUUUGUAAGUAGGAAGACCUGCAAAAUCGGCAGUGUAUCAAAUACUUGUUCUCCCUACUGUAUACUCCAGACCUGAACAACCUAUUCUCUAUUCUCCUGUAGCUAACUGUGUGAUACCUUUUGGCCCUCUAGUUAUGAGCCAGAACUGUUUCCUGGUUUGAUCUACCGCAUGGUGAAACCACGUAUUGUGCUACUGAUCUUUGUGUCUGGAAAAGUGGUUCUGACAGGUACGUAUGUUGACAACUGGGGCGGGUUCAGCAGGACACUGUUGAAGAACAUUCCGAUAGAAAUAUGCUAUGUAAAACAAAUGCCUCUCUGGCAUAUAGAAUCAUGUCGGCUCUAUUCAUGGUAUUUUUAUCUGCAACGUUCAACAAUGUUUGGCUACUGAACGUGACCCUGGGGCGUAUUCAUUAUGCCUAUUCUUGUAAGGUUUUAUGGCAGACUACACCCAUUGGUGUAUUGCUACCACCGACUGUAGGGGGUAUUGAAACAAAACAUAAUCCUUUGCGGGAAGGGUGGAAUAAAUAACACUGCAUGGGUUUGGGAACUAAGGCUCUCACAGGGUAUCUCAUACAACCCAAAUACUGGUGAGAAGGGAGAGACUCUUCAUCAAAAAACAAUAGAAUGAAUGGAGUGGGUUUCCUAGCUCCAUCCACCAUGUGGGUCAGUCGGUGUGUACCAACCACUUGAUCCAAUUAUUCACAUACUGUAUAUCCUUUGCUUUUACUUCUAGUGCCACCCCAGAGAUAACACCCUUGAUAGGUGCCCUGCUUCGAAGAUCCACACACGACACAUUCCAAUUCGUUAUCUUCUUGAGGCAUAAAGCACACUCCUUCUGUUUCAUAGAUACACAAAAAAAUAAGCCCACUUCUCAUUACACUCAUCAACGCCACCUCAUCCAACCCAUCCACAAGUUUUAUAGACUUCAAUCGGAACUCCCAGGUAACAUCGAUGCAAAACCCUUACUCUGACCAAAGACUAACUAGGCCUGGAUUUACUAGAUUCCACUUUACUUCUCUUACUUCCUUUUCCAUUCGCCACUGUAAUCCAAUUAUUUUCAUCUUCACUCCACACGCCAUCUGAUUUAAACAUAACAUCUGCUUCUGCCACGUUCUCACGGGGUUGCUGUUACGGCUAUUCUUCUUCUUUAAAGUUGUAUGGCAGACUACACAUAUUGGUGUAUUGCCGCCACCUACUGUACGGGGUAUUGACUGUUACGCCUAACAGGGAGGGACCUACCUGAAUGUGUCUAAUAGAAACAGUACUAUGAUGACGUGCUUGCUUUUCACAUUUGAAAAUAAAUGUUGAUUUAAAUCUUCACGUAAAAAAAUGUAGCCAGAAAUACUCUCCAUUUUCUUUCAGGAGCUAAAGAACGUGGAGAAAUCUAUGAAGCCUUUGAGAACAUCUACCCCAUUCUGAAGGGAUUCAGAAAGCAAUGA